Molecule: messenger RNA, 1711 nt
Organism: Rosa rugosa (rugosa rose)
Lineage: Eukaryota; Viridiplantae; Streptophyta; Magnoliopsida; Rosales; Rosaceae
Product: probable hexokinase-like 2 protein
Exons: 9
Coding region: 73-1617 (514 amino acids)
Biological process (GO): intracellular glucose homeostasis; glucose 6-phosphate metabolic process; glycolytic process
Cellular component (GO): cytosol; mitochondrion
Molecular function (GO): glucokinase activity; ATP binding; mannokinase activity
Source: RefSeq, a predicted model, not a curated record
ACAAGACAAAACAGACGGAGGAAAUGCAGAGCUUCUUCAUCAUUCUGAUCACACACUGCUCAGAUUGACAAAAUGAGGAAGGAGGUGGUGGCAGCAGCAGCAUUGACCGCAGCCGCUGCAAUAACAGCCAUAGCUGCCUUAGUGAGGCAGAGGAAACGCUCGAGAGAGAACCAAUGGAAAGAAACGCAGAAAAUUCUACGCAAAUUCGCCAGAGAUUGCGCCACUCCAGUGCCAAAGCUAUGGCAGGUGGCAAAUGCUUUCGUCGCCGACAUGCGAAGUUCCCUCAUUGCUUCCAAUGGAACUCACACAAGUCUCAAUAUGCUGGUUUCCUAUGUUGCUUCACUCCCAUCUGGAGAUGAGGAAGGAAUCUAUUAUGGGGUGAAUUUGCGGCGGACGAACUUCUUGCUCUUGUGUGCAAAUCUUCGAGGGAAGAAUGAUCCCAUUUCUGAUUUUCAUAGGGAGGAGAUUCACAUUCCGACUAAUCUCUUGGAUGGUACUGGUAGUACGAAGGAAUUGUUUGAUUUUAUUGCUGUGGAGCUGGGGAAGUUUGUUGAAGCACAUCCAAAUAGUGAAAAAAAGGAUGCACCAGCCAAGUACAACAAGCUGGGUUUUAUAAUGUCAUGUCCAGUGGACCAAGCUGUGGCCACUUCUGGAACCGCCAUCACAUGGAAGAGUUUCGAGGCGGAUAGCACACUGGGAAAGAAGUUGGUGAGUGACUUCAAUAGAGCUCUGGAGGAACGUGGAGUAAAAUUGAGUGUUUAUGCAAUGGUUGAUGAUACUGUAGGGACUUUGGCUGGAGGCAGAUACUAUAACAGAGAAAGUGUGGCCGCGGUUACUCUAGGGAUGGGUACAGAUGCUGCUUAUGUAGAGCCUGCAGAUGCAGCUCUGCAGUGGCAUGGUCCGUCGCCUAAGUUAGGCGAGAUGGUAAUUAGCACACAGUGGGGAGAAUUCAGUACUCCUCAUCUUCCAAUAACAAUCUUUGAUACUUGUCUAGAUGCUGAAAGCUCAAAUCCUGGAUUCCGGAGAUUUGAGAAGUUGGUUUCCGGAAUGUAUUUGGGAGAGGUUGUGAGAAGAGUAUUACUGAAGAUGGCAAAGGAAACAGCAUUAUUUGGCAAACGUGUUGUGCCUUCAAAACUCAUGACUCCUUACCAACUCAGCUCACCUGAUAUGGCUGCAAUGCAUCAAGACACAUCAGACGAUCGUGAAGUUGUCGGAGAAAAAAUUGAGGAAGUUUUUGGGAUCAAAAAUUCUACUCCAAUGGUGAGGGAAGUUGUCGCCGAGGUUUGUGACAUUGUUGCAGAACGUGGUGCUCGUCUUGCUGGAGCUGGAAUUCUUGGGAUCAUAAAGAAGCUUGGGAGAAUUGAAAACAAGAGAAGUAUAGUGACCGUGGAAGGCGGGCUUUACGAGCACUACAGAGUCUUCAGAAAUUACCUUAACAGUGGUGUCUGGGAAAUGCUUGGUAAUAAUCUUUCGGACAAUGUUGUUAUUGAAAAUUCCCAUGGUGGUUCAGGAACUGGAGCUUUAUAUCUAGCUGCUUCACAAAUGAAGGAUGCUGCUAAAUCCCAAAUGCAGGAUUCUGAUCCUCAACCUGAACCCCAACCUGAACCUGAAUUUUAAGCAUACGAUUCUUUUGAGCUUAUGAAAAAGGCCAAAGCUCUUGUCACUCUUUUUCUUUAGAACUUUUCUAUAAAUAAAAUUACAGUUUUAACCA